This is a messenger RNA of Nicotiana tabacum (common tobacco), 2273 nucleotides long. RefSeq names its product UDP-glucuronate 4-epimerase 3. The record is from RefSeq and is a predicted model, not a curated record. Lineage: Eukaryota; Viridiplantae; Streptophyta; Magnoliopsida; Solanales; Solanaceae.
CACUCCCACCACACACACCCCCCUCUCUCUCUCUCUCUCUCUCUCUCUCUCUCUCUCUCUCUCUCUCUCUUCCAAUCACCCAUUUCUUAAUCAAUCAUUAAUCUUUCUUCUGUUAAACCAAAGCCAAAGAAACCCCACAAAGUUUAAAAAAGAAAAAAGAAAAGUAAUUACUACUACUACCAUUUUGUUCCAACAACAACAACCAGUCCCUCCAAGAAACCAGAAGAUUCCCAUAAAUAUAGCGCUAAAGUUUCACGCCCUCAUCACCACCAACACUAUAGCCACCCUUUUUCUUUUUCUUAUCUCCAUUUCCACUAUCACAACCAAUCCUUCAUUACUACGGAAAAUACAACCAAAAAAAUAAAGGAAGGAUUCGGUCAAACCCUAACCCUAAGCUUUUUCCAAGAAAAUCCAAGGAAAUUUGGUGAUUUCCUUUGAAAACAAGAAAUACCCAAAGUGGGUAUUGCUCAAAUUUCCAAGAUUUGGCAGAAGUGUCAUUGUAAUGUCCCAAAUGAAGCACAUUGACAAUAUCCCAUCAACCCCUGGAAAGUUCAAGAUGGAAAAGUCCCCUUACAAUAGGCUAAGGGUGCAUUUUUCCUUGGCCAAGCUUACAUUUUGGUCAUUUGUAUUCUUGGGUUUGAUCUUUGUGUUCUUCUAUAGAUCACCAGCUUCUUCAUCCCCUGUUUCUUCAGAUCUCUCUAGAAGAUCUCUCAGAACCAGCUCCUACGGUGGUCCAGCUUGGGAAAAAAGGAUUAAGGCUUCAGCUAAAGUAAGGUCACGUAAUGGUAUUUCUGUAUUGGUUACUGGUGCUGCUGGUUUUGUAGGAACUCAUGUCUCUGUUGCCCUUAAACGGCGAGGAGAUGGCGUCUUGGGGCUGGAUAAUUUCAAUGAUUACUAUGAUCCCUCGCUCAAGAGAGCGCGCCAAGCGCUCUUAGAACGAACGGGGGUGUACAUUGUUGAGGGUGACAUCAAUGAUGCCACCCUUUUGAAGAAACUGUUUGAUAUUGUUCCAUUUACUCAUGUAAUGCAUUUGGCUGCACAAGCAGGUGUACGUUAUGCCAUGGAAAAUCCUGGCUCAUAUGUUCAUAGUAAUAUUGCUGGUCUUGUUAAUGUACUUGAAAUUUGCAAAAGUGUCAAUCCUCAACCUGCUAUUGUAUGGGCAUCAUCUAGUUCUGUAUAUGGAUUGAAUACUAAAGUACCCUUUUCAGAGAGGGAUAGGACAGAUCAGCCUGCUAGUCUUUAUGCUGCUACUAAAAAGGCUGGUGAAGAAAUUGCUCAUACCUAUAAUCAUAUCUAUGGGCUUUCAUUAACUGGAUUGAGAUUUUUCACCGUUUACGGACCAUGGGGUAGGCCAGACAUGGCUUACUUCUUUUUCACAAGGGAUAUCUUGAAGGGAAAAUCGAUUCCCAUAUUCGAGGCAGCUAACCAUGGCACGGUAGCUAGGGAUUUUACCUACGUAGAUGAUAUAGUGAAGGGUUGUUUGGCAGCACUGGAUACUGCGGAGAAGAGCACUGGAAGUGGUGGGAAGAAGAAAGGCCCUGCUCAAUUGCGGGUGUUUAAUUUGGGGAACACAUCCCCGGUCGCGGUUUCUGAUCUUGUCAGCAUUUUGGAGAGGUUGCUAAAGGUGAAGGCUAAGAGAUUGGUGAUGAAGUUGCCAAGGAAUGGGGACGUGCAGUUUACUCAUGCGAAUAUAAGUUCGGCCCAGAGGGAGCUUGGAUAUAAGCCUAGUACGGAUCUGCAGACCGGAUUGAAGAAAUUUGUUCGAUGGUACCUCAAUUACUAUGGUAAUGGAAAGAAGAGUGCCCAGUGAUACAUUCUUUCGAUUGUGCGGUAGGAUCCUACCAUUCAAUUCUUGUUCAUUUUGAUUCUUAUGAUUGUUUUUAAAAGCAUCUCCGAUCGCUGCCCUACUUUCUUGCUUUCUAUAUCUUGAUGAUGAAGCACAUCAGAUCCCCUGAUGAUGAAGUUUUGUGGUGGAUGCACAUUGUUUGCUUCAAAAUGCAACCUGAAACAAACUUUUGUUACUUUUGGAAUGUAAUUGUUGUAGUUUUAUCAAUUUAGGAUUCAUGAAUGAUAGACUACUGCUGAUUGAUGGACAGCAGACAUGUAUCACUUGUUAAAUUCUAAUAAACGUAGCACACGAUAGUUCCACAUUUGUGAUCUUCCAUAGAUUUACUUGGUUAGGACAUUUCUGAGAUCAUGCUUUUACAUGAAUGCUGAGGUUGUAUAUUUCUUAUUUUGGCGGUUAAUAUAGUAUUCUGUACUUUGUGAUUCUA